AUGUCUUCUACCACGAAGAAAGCGGACCGGCCUCGGGAAGACACCAAAAUUCUCUUCGAUCAUGAGUUAACGAAUGCACCUGGAAAAUCCAUCGUUGGAGUUCACCUGGAUUAUCCACCCAACGGAUUUACUCCUCCCCAUCGUCACGGCGGAGCCACCGUAGUUGCCUAUGUCAUGGCCGGCGAGUUUACAAGCGGCAUGAAUGGCAACCCGCCAAAGGCAUAUAAGCCUGGAGAAACAUUUAUCGAGCUCCCCGGAUGUCAUCAUACUGUGGCAGAGAACAAUUCACAAACUUCCUCCACACAGGCCAUUGCAAUUGUUGUGGUGGAUACUGAAGUGCUCAAGACUGGUGGUUAUGCGGCUUUGACCGUCCUUGAUGAGGGUUGGUAA
This is a messenger RNA of Trichoderma atroviride IMI 206040, 390 nucleotides long. RefSeq lists its product as uncharacterized. NCBI's taxonomy places the organism in Eukaryota, Fungi, Ascomycota, Sordariomycetes, Hypocreales, Hypocreaceae. The record is from RefSeq and is a predicted model, not a curated record.